ACUGUACCAACUAUGUCAACGCUGAUUUAACCUUCUCUUUCACGAGAGCUUAACUAACUGGGACCACAACCAUCUGCAGAUCGUAGUAACGCCUAUAUCUUCAUAGACAUUAAAACUUUCUUGUUUUUUAUUUUUUAUUUCUUUUGUGUUUUAUCUUAUGGUUAAAUUCAUUUAUACAUCGUUUCUGGUUUGAAGCGUAAAUUCUUUUUACUAUAACGUUGACUUUUAUGUAAUUCCGAGAUGUCUUUUCAUAACAAUGAUCAAGAAUUUCUGGGUUCAAAUAAUCCAGGCAUACCAAGGCAAAGAACAGACUCCAUGAAUUCAUCGUCUCUAAGAUAUCCGUCAGUCAGCAAUUCGCAAAGGGCACCUUCUGUAAUGUCUGGUAGGAAGUAUUCAGGAGACAAGUUCACGCCCAUAGCUAAUUCAAUUGAGUCUUCUGUAACCAAACUACUGGUGAUAACAAAACAGUUGUUAGAAAGCUUAACGAAAUGGAGCAAACGACUUGCAGAACCCGACGAUAUCUCAACUAUCUAUAUUCGCCUUGUAACUGAAUUUAAUACUACCAUAAGGAUUUUUAGAGAAGUGGGUAUAGAAAGCUUAGACCUGGAAGACUUCCCACUUGAAUUGCGUUCUAUACUUGAAGAGACACUAGCUGAAAUUCCUUCUAUGGAAUCCCUUCAGCGUCAUCUCCCUCACGUUCGAGAGAUUAUGAUGCAUCUUCUUAAAAGCUUAAAAUAUAAGCAAUCUCUUUAUAAAUCACGAUAUUUAAAGCCUCGUAAAGAGUCACUAGCCAGCCGAGGAUCAGAAGAUAACACUUCGAGAAAAGGGAGUAGUGAAUAUGCUUUCUCUAAUCGAAGCACAAACUUUGAAAAUUUGUUGGGCAGCACUGCUACUCCUGAUACGCCAAAUGCUUUAAAUGCUCUGAAGCAAUCUUCCACCCUCGAAAGACGAGCUAGUAAGCGCUUAUCUAAAAUGAAUAAAAUUGCUCAACAGGGACUUGAUGAUGAUACCUCCAAAAGUGGAAUUACUGUUGAAUCUGUGCGCGAUUUACUCACAGACUCACAAGCCGCAGAUAAUAAGCCUUUGAGUACUUCAGUUAAAAACCCAUCGGAGAGUCCUCGAUUAGACAAGUUCAGUUCUUUAACAGAGGAGAAACCUGCUAUGGAUGAUUUUAUUAAUGAACCAAGCCCUAAAAGUGGCUUUCCAAAGCUUAGUUAUUCCAAACCUGAAGGUCCUUCUUUUUUUCCGCGCUAUGCAUAUGAAUUGAAUAAUCCAAAUACUGCCCACUUCUCAGACAAAGAUCAAAAUUAUAUGCCAACGUCUUUUAAAACGAGAUCUUUUUCUUCGGGUAAGACUACUUCUCCCGAAUAUGUGCCCUCAAGUACACCAGUAUUACUUCCCAGAGGUCGUUCAUUCACGACUCCAAUUCCAGACGAAGCGCCCUUGGUUUUGGAGUCUGGAUCUCAAAAUCCGCAGCAAAUAGAAAAGCCUCAACAGGUAAUUUAUACACAUAAAGAAAAUGAAAAAAAGGAGGAGGAAACGCAUGACUGGGAUCCGCAAGACUUUCAAAAAAACAAAGAUACACAGGCCAACAAUAUAGAUCCUGCUUCUUUGAGUCAACAAAACGAAGAAAUUCAGAAUCAUCUAAAUGAAGAAGAUCAAAUAAAACCUCCACUUGCUGAUCUCAAUGCUAACGAGACGAGCAAUGAGACAUCCCGAAUGCCUAAGCAUGAUUCACUUGAAGAGUUAGAUCGUUUGGUCAAUACCAACAAUAGCUUAUCCACUGAUGUCGGAAUCUCCAAAAUGCCCAUCAACGAAGAAGAGGACGAACGCGAAUAUACUUCCGCCGAUAAACGGUUGCUUCCUUCGGGCGACAUGGAUGUUGUGAGGGAUCACUCAGAAACGACAAAGGAGGAAAGACAGCCUAUGGAAAACAGUGAAUAUACUGGUGAAAACAAUGAAGCAUUACAUAAGCAAGAGAAACCUAAUGAAUUUGAGAAUAAUAACGGAAACUUCGUUUAUUUCUUAAGGUUCAACGAUAAAACUUAUAAAGUGACUUCACCUUUAGUAGUUGAUACACAAAAGAAACUAAGAGACCUCUUUCAAUCUAAGUUUGGGAAUGAAUUUCUGGAUCUCUCUUUUGAAUUUUAUGUUGAAGAUCAAGAUACCAAGGUGAAUUAUUUACUAGAAGACUAUUCAGAUGUGAAGCCUAAAUCAUUGGUGAUAGCUCAAAAACAGCAGCAGGAUUCCAAGGAAAAAUUAUCGAUUGAUAACAAAAAAGCGAUGGUCGAAAGGGAUACAUCCCAUGAAGAAACUCCGGUCGAAGAAAUGAAAAGUUCCCCGUUAUUUCAAGAGUUACUUCAACGGUUGAUAAAUAUAGAAACAAAAGUAAGCAACGGACAUACUACUAAUGCUCCAUUUCAGCCUUCCUCUAGUUUUAAAAAUCCUAAACGCGGCAAAAUUGAAACCGAUACUACCACUUAUCAACAAGUUAAGUCGUUGCAACUGGAGCUAGCCUCUUUGAAGCAGGUCUUUGCUACGUCUUUCGCGAAGAUUCCUUUGCAACUUAACAAUUUUAGAAAUCAAAUGAAUAUAAUAAACCAAAAGGCUUCCGGAUUUGGCUUUGAUCGUGGAUACAUUCUGAGAAGCAAAGAUUCAAUAGAAGUUGCCGCCAAGUCUUUAGUCAAAAGGUUUGAUGAUAUUAAUGAUCAAAUUGAACUUUUAAGGUCCGACGUCUUACUUCGAAAAGUGCGCCCUGGCUUGGAUCAAACUUCUUAUUUGAAUAAGGAGAAAGAAUCCAUUGAAAAUGGUAUACGUGAAUUGCAGAAAUCUAUUGAAGAAGUAACUCCAACAUGGAAAAAGCAAUGGGAAAAAGAGUUGAAUGCGAUUGUUCAAGAACAAGAGUUUUUAGAUAAUCAUACCAGUCUUGUGGCGGAUUUAAAUAAAGACUUCGAUUCCGUUACAACUGUUUUAUCAAACGUUUCUGCUAUCGCUGAGCUUCAAGCAAGAUCUGGAAUCAAAAGCAAGCCGUUAUCUGUGAAGCCUACUUCAACGGACAUUAAGGGAAUUCGCGAACAGAUUCACACAGAUGUUUUAAAAUUAAGACCAGACAGCGAUGUCAGACUUCAGGCUAUUGAACGAUUUGAAGCAUUCCAACGAAAGAAGGUUCUCUUACAUGUGGAUGAAUUUGAACAAGAAAUCCAAGAGUUUAUAAAUGAUGAUAAGUUAAGAAAGAUUGGUGGUGUGGAAGAAAUCGAACGUCGUCGAUUGGUACAAGAUGAGCAGACUCGGAAACUCUUAUGGAAAGGUGGAUCAAAUAAUGCUGACCUAAAUAAUACAGACAAGUCUUCUAUUUCUACUGAGAAUGAACAGCGAGAAUCCACCGUUCAACCCUCAUCCACUAAUGCGCAUUCAAUCCCAAAUCUCACCCGAGUAGAUAGGCCACUUGAUGGAAUCUCAAAUGAAUCGCAGGACACAGGGGAAAGUAGCAUUGUUCCUUUACCUAUAGAGCGCGGUGAAAACGGCGAGAAAGAAACGGAUACUUCUUUAAUAAACGCGUCGCAUAGUGUCUCGAGUGAUUCUCUAGACACUAUGAAAAACAAUACUGUUUCACCAGCUAAUACUUAUAACAGAGCCGACCUUGAUGAGGAGAAAGAAGCGGAUUCUUUUAGGAAUAUGACGCGUAACGCAUCAAGCGAUUCACUAGAUGCUAUGGAAAACGAUAUUACUUCAUCGUCAAUAAUUCACGAUACGUCUGAUCAUGAUGAAGAAAAAGAAAAUAGUUCGAUUCUUAGAGAUAUGGUACCUAGCGUCUCAAGCAAGUCGGAAGAGGAUAUGCAUAGCGGUAAGCCUAUGGCGGCGCCACAAAGUACGGAUCUUUCUAAGCUUGAAAAUGCUGAAGAAAAUAUCGGAUUUACUGAAAAGGGACUCGAUUCUUCUCAGUUAUACGAUGCGAAUGAUAAAACCUCAAGUGAAGUUCCAGAUACAUUACUAGACAACGGUGGUGCUAAUUUACCAUCAACUGGUCCUACCGUUACAGAAGAAAGCGAAGCAAAUGAAAAGGGAACUGUUCCAAAUGUUAAACAUCACCGCAGAAAUGACACUAUCUCCACAGAUGAUUAUGAAGCAUAUCAGGAUGCUGAAGACGAUGAUAAUUCGCUAACUUAAAUUGGUGUAUAUAAUAUAUGAGUUGAAAUAAACGAUGAAAUUCAUAUAUUUAAUUAUUCAUAACUAAGUGAUUCGCUGUUUCUAAGUAGAAAGGCGGAAAGCACAGUAAAAGAAUUAGAUUAAACCUCAUUUUGGCGGAUUCCGUAGCCCAACAAGACCAUACUCAUGCCUACACUUUUCACAAACGAAGAAACUGUUUUUACUAAUGUGUAAGAGCAACCUCGCUUCUCUGUGAAUAUGUAGUCGACAACAUCAGGUAAUCCUGAUGCUCCAAACACAUAAAGGCCUACAUAAAAGGCACCCUUCAUACUUAUUGUUCCAGUUAACUGCAAGAGCGCAGCAAUGGAGUAAGUUUGAAUACAGGUGCUUAAGAUAUUACUCGUAUAAGUCGUCACUGCCUUUUUAGCAGGACUAGAGGUAGAAGUUUGCGUAUGCAAUGGGGCAGGAGACAUUCUAAUUAUUCAAUGAUUAGUACUUGCAAGAUUAAUCAUAGCAUGUAUUGACCACAAGGACAGGGUUUUCACUUACGCUUUCUUCCAAAGAUCACCCAUCAAGGGCCCAUAUACCAAGAAAGAGGCAGCAUGGUCAAAGGCAACGCCUAGAACAAUUGCACUAGGACGAACAUAAGGCACAAGGCUAUAAACUAACGACAUAAUGAGUAGACCAAGAAAUUACUUAUUGAAAACGCAGUUGCUAUAGGAAGUUGAAGAUUGUAGUGAAUGUAGAUGCUUCGAGGAGAAUUGAUAUGGAGAAAUUGAAAUGUUCUAGCGUUUUAUGAAUUACUUAUAGAAUGGUACCGAGUCGUCACCUUGACGUAAAGUCCAGCAUAAACACUGUUAAUGGGAACGGCGAUUGAUUUUUGUUGCAUCGUUUCAAAAACUUACAUCAUAAUAAAAUCUAUACGAACAAAAGGCAUUUGCUGUCAAGAGAUCAGAUCAAUCACGUCGGGGCAAAACCAACAGAUUGAAGCUAGUAAAAACGUCUGACUCGUAGAACUGGUCGAAAACACUUCUAAUACAUCAACAAGUGCACACAUAAUACUAUGAAGCUACCAUUUUUGAUUUGUGCAGCAAGAUUUUCAGUUUCCCUUUAUCCGUAUUUAGUUUAAAUAAUUAUUACUAUCGUCUUAUAGUUAUAUGAUACACUCUCUCACAUCGUUCACGUUCUCUAUUUUGCGCUAUGCUCACAUAACGAUUGAUACGUUAAAACCAAUCAAGAUAAUGUGCAUGAAAAGCAGGUAGACUGAGGAGGCCCUACCCUAAACGUGACAAAAACAGUCACACAGGCAUAACACUCAUUUUGAGUCGAAACUUUUAAGUGUCAAGCUCUUAAUCACCGC
Messenger RNA from Schizosaccharomyces octosporus yFS286, 5506 nucleotides. RefSeq names its product actin interacting protein 3 Bud6. The coding region runs from base 241 to 4167 and encodes 1308 amino acids. Gene Ontology annotation, biological process: establishment of cell polarity. Gene Ontology annotation, molecular function: cytoskeletal regulatory protein binding. Lineage: Eukaryota; Fungi; Ascomycota; Schizosaccharomycetes; Schizosaccharomycetales; Schizosaccharomycetaceae. Gene Ontology annotation, cellular component: cytoplasm; cell tip. The record is from RefSeq and is a predicted model, not a curated record. The transcript has a single exon.